CAAAGCUCGAGCUGACCCAGACCCAUAUUGAGACCCUUUGACUAGGCGAAGCAGGGCCUUGCGGCCUUGCAUCGCUUGUCAUCAUGUCGGAUGCUCCGCGUCUGACUUUCGCAGACCUCUGUCGACUCCUCGACGAGUUGGCGAAGCUGCCACCGUCUCUCAAAGGGCGCAUAGGUCAUAUACGUAACGCCCGUCUGCUCUUCGAGUCGUACGUAGAGCAUGUGACGUCAGUAGCACCUCACGCUAGAUCAGAUGGGUCUGGGGCACGCAUCUUCAGACUGCUAUUCCCAGAGCACGAUGUCAGGGUGUAUGGUCUACAAGCCACGACACUUGGCAAGUUGCUCUUCAACGCUUUCGGAGGUCGGGAUGAGCUAGAGCGAGCGGGCAUGGACGAAGGUCUUCAUAUCUGGGCAAGCAAUAAAGGCAAUCACACAGAGCUACGACAAGACUCCUUGCGGCGCACCUUCACGUGCCUCGGUCAAGAAGCUGAACUUGUUCGCAACAAACUCGGCUCUUGUGAUUGGGAGAAUCCGAUAACACUCCAGCACGUUUGCGAGCUGCUCGACGAGCUCUCAUGGAAUUGGUGUAAGCCUGGCCACACGGAGGCUUCGCGACGCAAGAACCUUGAUAUCUUUAAAGAGCUCAUACAGACAAUGACGGCGCGCCAGCUCGCUUGGAUCGUGCAAAUCAUGUUGAAGGAUCUUCGCCCUCUGCUCUGGCCCAUACCAUCUGCAGAUGUGUCGAGAGCAUUAGCCGAUUACAAUCAGAGUUCUAGAUCCGAGCUGCAACCGCACGACGCAAUGCGCAUCUGGCAUUGGGCAAUGCCAGACGUCUACCGCGUCCAAGCCGACUUACAACGCGCUGCGACCCUUUGUGAGCGGCUAUCGCCAGAUCCUGAGGUCGGAGCGCGCAACGCGAAGCUGUUCGUCCAAUUGACAUCGCCUGAGCUCGGUCAGCCUGUCGAGAUUCCAAAAUGUGGGCGUUUUCUGACGACGUGUGCUUCGAUUGUCGACUCGCUGCCGGCAGACUCAACAGCAUGGCUCGAGACAAAAUACGACGGGUUUCGCAUGCAAAUCCAUUUCAAUAAGUCUGGCUAUCUCAAGCUCAUUUCGAAGCAGGGACGAGAUUGCACGGAAUGGCGCAGAGGAUGUCACUCCAUCCUACGCGCAGCGAUCUUAGGAACCUACGCAGAGGGCGUCAGCGAAGACGGACUCGCUCUGGAUGAGUGUUUGAGAGCUUUGCCGGCCGGAAAGUUCAAAAGUGUACAUUCUGGCAUCCUCGAAGCCGAGCUAGUGCCCUUCGACGAGCGGCAGGGACGCAUUGCCGAAUUUACAAAGAUGAAUGAGCUCUGCGAAUACUCUCGCAACAGUGAUCAGUCGCGCAAGCCCGACUUUUCCGGCUUGCAUUUUCACGUAGUCUUCUUUGACUGUCUCAUGCUCAAUAAGAGCAGCUAUCUGAAUCACACAUACGCGCAACGUCGCGCAAUACUCGAGCAAGUCGUCCGGCCGCUUAGCACUUACUCGUCGCUCGCGGCGCGUCGAUCCAUCAAUCUGGCACAGCUCGGUCGCGAGCAAAGCAUCGCAAAGCUUCGUCAGCACAUGGCCUUCUUGAUCACCGAUCGCCAAGAGGGUAUGGUCAUCAAGGCCGACAAAGCUAUCUACAACAGCCGUUCGCCGGGCGAACAAUGGAUCAAACUCAAGAAAGAUUACAUCAAAGGCCUUGGCGAUACCGCCGACUUUGCUGUCAUAGGCGCGUCAUGGAGUUCGGAGAGAGCCGUACAACUUGGUGUGCCCACAUCCUGCUUUACAACCUACUGGAUCGGCGUACAGACCAAUCGCCCCGCCACCUUAGCUGACCCUACUGUGAAGGCUCACUUCGUGGCUUUGUUCACGGUCUCGUAUGGCAUGGACCGCUCAACGAUUGAUGCGACAUGCAAGCGCUGUCAAGCUUCGGGAUUGGCGCCAUAUCGGCUCGCGAACAUGAUCGCAGAGCGCUGGCCUUUCGCAAUCGAAUUCGUCAGCACAGGCCGACCAGAUUACGUCCUCAAGGAGCCUAUGCUGUUUGAGCUCAUGGGUGCUGGCUUCGUUCGCAAAGGACCAACGCUGUUCGAGCUGCGCUUUCCGCGCGUGAAGCGAGUCUACGGACCAGGCUCAGAUCGAACUUGGCAUGACGCAAUGGAUAUUCACGAGCUCCGCGAGACGGCACAGAAAGCGAUCGCAGUCGUCGAAGCUGGCGUAGACAAUGAUGUCAGCUAUCUCUGGUCGGGCAAGAAGACCAAUUGGACGCCUUUCGAGCGUGAGGUCAGGCAUUGGAUGGAGCGACUAGAACGAGCGGAAACCCCUCGCAAGCGACCGCGCCUCUACGAGGAGGCUAUGAUACCUGCAAACAGUGUGCUCGCGUACUCAGCGCAUCUUCAACAGGCAUCGUUCAAUCAUCCCUGGCGGCGAGCGCGCACAAUCAGCAGCGAGAUCAGGCCCCGGCCUUGGCUUUCGCCAAAGACCAGGCGACGGCCGCGCUUUAUGCAGGCUGACGACAAGACAGAGCUCUCGAUGGAGGCGAACAGCAAAGUAGUUCCUGCCGCUCUGACAUAUCUUGACACUAAGCGCGGAGUGGCGAGCUGGUUGCAUACGCCCUCCGUGCCCUUCGCCUGCACACAAGACUCUACUCUUCAUUGGUCGAAUGUCCUCCUGGCUUGUGGCUGGCAAUGCCAGGGACAUCUCGGCAGUUCCCACAGUCAAGCGCAGAUUGGCGCAAUCGCUGUCAAACGCGCGCAGUGGCGGAAGCUGCACCGCGAGAUUUUGAGAUCAUGGAAGAGAGACAGUCAUGCUGGGAAGGUCUACAUCUACGAUCUUGCUAUUGAGCAAGCAUCAUUUUGCUCAGCCAAGGAGAUACUUGGAAGGCAUCUUAUUGACAUCAUAUAGAUUUUGUCGUUGUUCAUCACAUGCACGCUAUCGCACUUCGGUUUACUUGACCGCAUGCAUUAGCCUAUCAAGAUGGCGCACUCGCGACUUGCGCCUGCUGUGCCUGAACGAGGGAUCGCCCGCACCAUCUCUGAGCUCGCUCUCCGCUUGAGUCUCGGCAGCGGACGGGCAGGCUCAGGCGAAGAUUGCUCAUCGUCAGUAGCUAUAUCACUGUCGGCCUGUUCGUCCUCAAAUAGGCCUGUAGCGGGAUCAUAGAGAUCGUCUGGCCGCGAUGCUUUGGACGAAAGCAACUGGGCAGCUAGCCAUCGAUCUGCUGUUGAGCCUUCAAAGUUGCUCGCCCAGUAAUCGCGACCAAAGUGAGGUUCGUCAUCCAUGAUCAGACUGACUUCGCGAGAGCCGAACAUUCCGUCAAGGUAGACAUUGUCAGGAUGAUGCCGCUUGAUGUGCUCGCGGGCCUCGUGCU
This is a messenger RNA of Mixia osmundae IAM 14324, 3384 nucleotides long. RefSeq lists its product as uncharacterized. NCBI's taxonomy places the organism in Eukaryota, Fungi, Basidiomycota, Mixiomycetes, Mixiales, Mixiaceae. Gene Ontology annotation, molecular function: DNA ligase (ATP) activity; ATP binding; DNA binding. Gene Ontology annotation, cellular component: DNA ligase IV complex. The coding region runs from base 84 to 2921 and encodes 945 amino acids. The record is from RefSeq and is a predicted model, not a curated record. The transcript has 3 exons. Gene Ontology annotation, biological process: nucleotide-excision repair, DNA gap filling; double-strand break repair via nonhomologous end joining; DNA recombination.